Candidozyma auris is the source of this 1251-nucleotide messenger RNA. RefSeq lists its product as uncharacterized. The transcript has a single exon. Bases 1 to 1251 code for a protein of 416 amino acids. The record is from RefSeq and is a predicted model, not a curated record. NCBI's taxonomy places the organism in Eukaryota, Fungi, Ascomycota, Pichiomycetes, Serinales, Metschnikowiaceae.
AUGCCCCAGUUCGGCAAAGAGUUCCGCAAACAGCACUUCUUCCAACUCCCCGAUCAUGUGGUUCCCGUCAACAACGGUUCCUACGGCUUGCCGCCAAAAGAAAUCAUCGACCGAUUCCACGCUGCUUUCGACGAAGACGUUGCCUUCCCUGACGGCUUCUUACGUGUGCGCCAGCCAGUCCACUACAAGGAAGCCGUUCGCAGAGUGGCUCCAAUAUUGCAUACCGCUCCAGAGAACUUGGCUUUGCUUGAAAACGCUACCACUGGGCUCAAUGCCGUGUUCCACUCGUUGAACUUGCGAAAAGGGGAUAUUGUUGCCUUGCCUGUCACCACAUAUGGUGCUUGUCAGAAAAUCGUACAAUUUUACCACGAUUACAGAGGCGUAGAGCUCCAGUUGGUAGAGGUAGCGUAUCCUGUGCUGGACGCAGAAUUGGUUGCAAAAUUUCGCAAGGUGUUUGAGACGCACAAGGUGAAGGUGGCUCUCUUCGAUACAGUGGUGUCGAUGCCGGGAGUGAAGGUGCCCUGGGAACAGUUGGUUGCGUUGUGCAAGAAUUUUGGGGUUAUAUCUGUUGUGGAUGCUGCUCACGGCAUUGGACUUGUCCCCCUUGACCUUGACAAGGCCAAACCCGACUUCCUCUGCACCAACUUGCACAAGUGGUUCUAUGUGCCUCGAGGAUGUGCACUUCUCUAUGUUGAUCCUCAGUACCACCGAACAAUCCAGUCGCUUCCUGUGGCAGAGCUGUACGUGGCGCCCGACGCCGAACUUCCAGGCGACGAUGAGAACAACAUCCUCUAUCGCAAGUUCUUGUGGACCGCGCUGCGCAACUUUGCUCCUCUCAUGUGUGUCAGUGCCGCCAUCAAGUUCAGGGAGGAGACGUGCGGCGGCGAUGAGGCCAUCUUAAACUACUGCUACAAGUUGGCUCGUGAAGCUGGCGAAGUAGUAAAAAGUAAAUGGCCCGGCGCACAGAUUGUGGAGAACGAGGAAGGAACACUUUCCAACGCCAUGUUGUCGUUUUUUGUACCCAUUGAGGAGUACAGCAACACUUUUGAUGCAACCGAUCGAGAUGCCUUGGCCCGUUUGGUCACCUUUAAUCUGGAUUGGCAAUUGGCCCACAAGCACACCUUCAUCCCCAUUGCUGGCCAUGCGGGUAAGAUCGUAGCAAGAGUGUCUGCCAAUGUUUUCAACGAGCUCGACGACUACAGGUAUGCCUGUGACGCUCUCGAUGGGGCGCUCAAGGCGUUUUUUCAGUGA